Podarcis raffonei (Aeolian wall lizard) is the source of this 4121-nucleotide messenger RNA. RefSeq names its product solute carrier family 17 member 5 (gene SLC17A5). Gene Ontology annotation, biological process: monoatomic anion transport; transmembrane transport. Lineage: Eukaryota; Metazoa; Chordata; Lepidosauria; Squamata; Lacertidae. Gene Ontology annotation, molecular function: transmembrane transporter activity. The transcript has 12 exons. The record is from RefSeq and is a predicted model, not a curated record. The coding region runs from base 535 to 2115 and encodes 526 amino acids.
UAAAUAAAUGAAUUUGAUGCUAAACAUUCAAUUCAAAAAUACUGUGUGUAUAGUUAAGUAAGAAAUCGAAUGGCAAUGCCUGAAAUACAGAAUUUGGCAUUUAGUGUUUACAUGGCAGUGGGGUUAGAGAGAGGCUAUUGACUGAGAGCAGUGUGAUGUGACGUGAAUGGCAAAAGGUGGGUUGCUGAGGGAAGCAGAGCUGCAGAACAGGAUAUUCCACAUCUACCAGGCAGAGGUGGAUCUGGAAGAAAGCCAGAAGUGGUUUGUGAAAGCAACAAUAGCUUAAGGUGGUCUUGCAGAAAGGUAGAAGAAUAAGGAUGUUAUUAACACCAGUGAAGGCUCCUUUGCUGUUUAACGUUGGAUACUAGAACAGCAAGAUAAUAAACUUGCCAUGCCACGUCUACUGUGCCUCAUUUGCAGUAAUAAAUAUUCAGAGCAACUUCCUCAAACUAAAAAUGUUGGAGGAGCUUUCCGUUCAGAUCAUGGGAGCAUUUCGAUGACCCAGCACAACAGUAACUAGGAAAUUAGAGGGAAAUGUCUUCGAAAACAAGAUUGGUUGUGAAAGAAGUAGCUCCCGGGGAUGUUAAUGCGCCAAUAUGCUGCUCUGCUCGCCUCAGCUUAGCGGUCUGGGCCUUCUUGGGAUUCUUUCUCUUAUAUGCACUUCGUGUCAAUUUAAGUGUUGCCCUGGUGGACAUGGUAGAAUCAAAUGCAAGCUUGACCAAAAAUACUUCUUCAAAUGUGUGCAAAGAACAUUCUUCUACCCCAGUUGUUCCUCGUAACACUACGGGGAAAAAGUAUCCAUGGGAUGCAAAUACUCAAGGCUGGAUCCUUGGUUCCUUCUUCUAUGGCUACAUCAUUACACAGGUUCCUGGUGGAUAUCUUGCCCGCCAGUUUGGCGGAAAGAAGCUGUUGGGGUUUGGCAUCCUGGGCACUGCCAUUUUCACCUUGUUCACACCUUUGGCAGCAGAUUUGGGAGUCGGGUACCUCAUAGCUGUCAGGGCUUUGGAAGGCCUGGGUGAGGGUGUCACCUUUCCUGCCAUGCAUGCCAUGUGGUCCUGUUGGGCUCCUCCACUGGAACGCAGUAAACUUCUUAGUAUUUCAUAUGCAGGUGCGCAGCUAGGAACUGUUGUGUCUCUUCCAUUGUCUGGCUUGAUCUGUUAUUAUAUGAAUUGGAUUUAUGUGUUCUACAUAUUUGGUGCCCUAGGUGUGCUGUGGUUCAUCUUCUGGAUGUUGAUAGUUAGCGACACACCAGAAACACACAAGAGAAUUUCUCAUGCAGAAAAGGAAUACAUCCUCUCCUCCCUUACAGAUCAGCUUUCUACUCAGAAAUCCAUCCCUUGGGGAGCCAUACUGACGUCACUUCCACUCUGGGCUAUCGUCGUAGCACACUUUUCUUAUAACUGGACUUUCUACACACUCCUUACCCUAUUGCCUACUUACAUGAAGGAAAUUCUGAGGUUUGAUGUGCAGGAGAAUGGAUUUUUAUCUGCACUGCCUUAUUUUGGCUGCUGGAUUUGUAUCAUUCUAUCUGGUCAAUUUGCUGAUUAUUUGCGGGAAAAGCAAAACAUGCCCACCGUAUGUGUUCGCAAAACAUUUACCCUGAUAGUAGUAACAAGAGCAUUCCUGUGCAACUUGUGUUCCAUAAUACCAAAUGCAGCUCCUCAACUCAGCCUUGUAUGGUGGCCCACCAAGGACUUUAUAAACACUUCACUUUUGCUGCUUUUGCUCUCAGUAAAUGGAAUGAUUGGACCUGCGGUUUUCCUUGUAGCAGCUGGAUUCAUAGGCUGCGAUUAUGAAAUGGCUGUUGCAUUUGUAACCAUAUCCACAACACUAGGGGGUUUUUCAACAUCUGGAUACAGCAUCAAUCACCUCGAUAUUGCACCAUCAUAUGCUGGCAUUCUCCUUGGAAUUACAAAUUCAUUUGGCACUAUCCCAGGAAUGGUGGGACCACUUGUUGCUAAAAGCCUGACUCAUAGUAAUACUGUGGGAGAAUGGCAGACUGUCUUCUAUAUCGCCGCUGCCAUUAACUUAUUUGGAGCCAUCUUCUUUGCAUUAUUCAGCAGUGGAGAAGUUCAAGACUGGGCACUCAAUGGCUACCACUUGCAUAGGAACUGAAGGAACCCUGGGGUUAAUCACCGCCACACCUUGCAAUCAUGUGACCUGGAACGCCUUUCACAUGAUGUCUGCAAAGCCUAUUGUGACCCUUUCUUGUUGCAGCUGGAAAUUAUUUCACAUUUCAAUAUGCUCAUUCUGUAAGAAGAAUGUGGGAUCCAGUCUUACACAAUUGAUUGGUGUCAGAUACCUGUGACACAUUCUAAUCAGUGCAUCAACUUUUAAAAAAACGUGCCUGAAUUAAAUAUUAGUUGGAGGGGGUGUGACACAGAAAAAUAUGAGAUUUUGUUGGUUAAGGUAAUUUUAGGUAAGGGUUGUUAGAAUUAUUGCUGGUUUUAGCUGUAUUUAUUUAUCUUGUAUGAUUAAUCCAAAAAGUAAUGGAAAUUAAAAACAGGGAAUUAAUCCUUGUGCCCUCUUAAAGUAUGUAUUUGUGAGCAUGUGUCCACUGUGACAGAAAUGGACAAUCUCUAGCUUUCCAGAUGUAGCUGGACUACAACUCCCAUCCUCCUCCACCAUUGGCUAGGGCUGAUGGGAGCUGGAGUCCAGCAACAUUGGAGGGCGUACCUUUCUGCUCAGGCCUUGCUUUUGAACUUCCAAUAGUCAUCAGGUUGGGCACUAUGAGAACAGGAUGCUGGGCCUAGAUGGGAAGUAGGCCGAAUCCAGCAGGCUCUUCCUAUGUUCUCUGUGCUGUGUGGUUUCACCAGACCUGUGAAGCACAAAUGCUGCUACAUCAUGGAGGAAAAUAAGCCCAAAGUCUCUUACUAUAUGGAGAAAUUCAGCAAUGAUGUUGAUUUGAAGGAGCGGUUUCUCUUUCCCCUCCUUUUUUCCUCUCACUGUCCUAAUACUCAUUUUGAGCAACAAACCACAAUUACCCAGGCAGAAUAAGACCAAGUGGCAGCAGGAUCAUACUAAAAGUUGGUGGCAAAAUAUGUACCAACGCAAUCCUGUGUAUAUAUACUUGGAAGUCCCCCUGGGGCUUCAGUGGGACUUAUUCCCAGGUAAGUGAGUACAAGAUUGCAGCCGAAUUGACUAUUAGGUUUCUGAAUGAAUAAACCUGAAGGUUAAACUAACAGUGUAUCUGCAUAGGCUCUCUUCAGGGAUUGGGUGUGCCCAUGUAACUGAUUGAGAAUCCUACAGCCCUCAGCCAGUCAUUGACGUCUGUCAGUUCACAUUGCAGAUAAGGCCUGUGUCAGCUUAUUUUGUCACAAUGAGAUCCAGAAUACUAGUAAGGGGUUGGCCCACAUUGCAGUGCACCUUCUUUUUCAGAGGAUCUCUCCCUAACUUCAUAUUUGAUGCUAGCAUGCCAAACUGGAAAUGGAGGGAAUAUCCAUGCACAGAACCACCUAAGAGAUACAAGGAAGAAGAAGAAGAAGAAACUUUUUAGAAUAGGUUUUGAGAUUCUUCCCGUACCCGUGCUGAUUUUUUUAUUUUUUAAAAACCCAAAAAUUAUUGAAGAGCAGCAUUGGGGUUUCUCCACUACUGCUGUGGUUUGAAAAGCCAUGCCACACCCUGGUCAGAAGACAGCCUCCAGAAGUAGAGCUGAGGUUUCAUGUCUACACACUAAGCGUAAGUGCCAUUGAAUCCACACUGGGACAUAAUUCUGAAGAGCUCUGCCUCGUACGAUGGAAAUGUGAACUUCCGUAGCACUGAAUGUGCAGUUGUGAGUGGGAAUGACAUGGUGGGCUAGGCAGCUGAGGCUUUGGCCUCGAUAUAGAGUACUAGGACACAACAGGCUAAAUGGUCCUCUUUUGGAUCAUUCCAGGUGUAAAGCAAUCCAAAGGGGGGGGACACACUUUGGUGUUCCUUCCACCAACCCAAAGGGAAACCUGAUACACCUCCCACACGCUGCUCCAGUGGAGCCCAGCUGACUUCAUUUCUGAGAAAUGACAGGUUACUUUUGUUAGCCAGCUUUACAUACAUUUUAAUUUGCAUUGAAAUGUGAUAAUGACAUCUUGUCAGCUGUGUUGUAUUUUGCAACUUUCAGUGUAAUAAACAGUGCGGGCAUUUUG